This is a messenger RNA of Notothenia coriiceps (black rockcod), 420 nucleotides long. RefSeq names its product mu-type opioid receptor-like. Gene Ontology annotation, cellular component: neuron projection; plasma membrane. The transcript has 4 exons. Lineage: Eukaryota; Metazoa; Chordata; Actinopteri; Perciformes; Nototheniidae. Bases 1 to 420 code for a protein of 139 amino acids. Gene Ontology annotation, molecular function: neuropeptide binding; nociceptin receptor activity. The record is from RefSeq and is a predicted model, not a curated record. Gene Ontology annotation, biological process: sensory perception of pain; neuropeptide signaling pathway.
AUGCUCGACCACCACCUUUUGGACUUCAGGAGUAGUGAGAUGUUCAGAAGAUACACAAAGAUGAAGACAGCUACCAACAUCUACAUCUUUAACCUGGCUCUGGCUGACUCUUUGUUCCUGGCGACUUUACCUUUCCAGGGCACAGACGUGUUCCUGGGCUUCUGGCCGUUUGGGAACGCUCUGUGCAAAGUGGUGGUGUCUAUCGACUACUACAACAUGUUCACCAGCACCUUCACCCUGACGGUGAUGAGUAUGGACAGAUAUGUGGCUGUCUGCCACCCUGUCAAGGCGCUGGACAUGAGGACUCCUCACAAGGCCAAGGUGGUGAAUAUCUGUGUGUGGGUGUUGGCCUCAGCCUUUGGUGUUCCAGCCAUGUUCCUGGGAAAUGUUGAGGUGGAACAAGAGCAUGGCAGUAAGUAA